Lytechinus variegatus (green sea urchin) is the source of this 2172-nucleotide messenger RNA. It is a transcript of the gene rpap3, whose product is annotated as RNA polymerase II-associated protein 3-like. Lineage: Eukaryota; Metazoa; Echinodermata; Echinoidea; Temnopleuroida; Toxopneustidae. The transcript has 10 exons. Gene Ontology annotation, molecular function: protein binding. The record is from RefSeq and is a predicted model, not a curated record. Bases 76 to 1701 code for a protein of 541 amino acids.
CUCCAUAGAAUUGACUCGUCUUUCUGUCGUCUCGAUCGUGCAAGGAAUCAAAUUUCUGACCCCUAAAUAGGCAAAAUGAGUGCGGAUAAAUUCCUUCAACUUCAAAAAGAUGUGAGACAUAAUCAAGAAGACAUCCAAUCUUUCUUGCGAGAUCUUGAUUCAUGGGAAACUAACAUCAAGAAGAGAGAUAACGAGUUAAAACAAGGCACAGGAGGAGAUGCUCCAGCAAGUUCGAAAGAAAAGGUAAUUCCACCAAUACGAAACAGAAAGGUUGACACCAAGAAGAAGCGCAAAAAGAAGCAGGAUAUUGGCAAUCCAACUGAUUCGAUCUCCAAAGAGGCUACCUCUGCUCAAACCAAUGGGUCAUCGAGUACAGAGGGGAAAAAGAUCCGCUGUUAUGACUACAGAACGUGGGAUAAAUUUGAUGUGGAUGCAGCCUGUGCAGCGUUGGAUAGUGAUGACGAAGAAAGCGCAAGGAAGGCACAAGAGGAAGACGACGAAGAGGAGGAGACGGACAGUGAGGCAGAGAGGGAAGAAAUGGAGACACAGCGGAAAAUAAUGGAGGCUAACGCAGAGAAAGAGAAGGGAAAUGUUUUCUUUAAGAAAGGCAAAUAUGAAGAAGCUUUAGCGUGCUACUCUAAAGGUCUGAAUGUUGACCCCGACAAUGCACUUCUUUCUGCCAACAGAGCAAUGGCUCUUCUCAAAUUAAAGAGGUAUGAAGAGGCAGAGAAGGACUGUGACUUGGCAAUAUCCCUUGAUUGUACAUACGUCAAGGCAUAUGCUCGGAGAGGGGCUGCCAGACUGGAACUCAGUAAAUUAGAAGAAGCCAAAAAAGAUUUCCAGCAAGUGUUGAACAUAGAAACAGAGAAUAAGCAAGCUAAGAAUGAGAUCAAGAAGAUAGAUAAACUGCUGAAGGAGAGAGAAGAAGAAAGACGUCGAGCAGAAGAACCUUCAAACGUAGUUCACGCUGUUGAAAAACCACCCCAUCUUAGGUCAAAGAGACCUUUGAAGAGAAUGACAAUACAAGAAGUUGGAAAGGGAGUGGCCGAAGAAAAACAGAGGGAGAGAGAAAAGAUGAAGAUGGAAAGGGAAAAGCUCAAAGUAAAACAAGGAAAGGGUGACAGCGUGCCAUCGGACCAAAGGAAACAAAAUGGAGAUUUGGAUAGAACUGAUGAUAAAACGAUACAAGAGAUCAAAUCAAGGACUGAUGGCAGUAGUGACGGAAAGGCAAUGGAAAGUAAUUGUCCAAAGAGUUCAGGCUCAAAGCAAGGCAAGGGGGAUUCCCCAAGAGGAGGAGGAGGGGUUUCCCCUAGAGUGGCAUCCAACAAGCCAACCGUUCCUGGUGUGCCAUCGACAUCCUACCAGCUACAGGCAGACUGGAAAAGACUGCAGUCACAUACUGAUGUCUUAUUUGAAUAUUUCAAGAAAAUCCCACCAGCCAGCUAUCCAAAGCUUUUCCAGAACUCUUUAGAGACUGCAAUGCUGAACCAGAUACUCCACCUCUUAACAGUGUCUUACAUUCCGUCCAACACGCCCAUCUUUGAAACGCUGGAGAGGCUAACGGCUGUGAAGAGGUUUGAUAUGAAUGUUAUGUUCAUGUCGCAAAGAGAAAAACAAGUAAUACAAGGAUUGUUUUCUCAUCUGAAAUCAGAAGUGGAUGAGCAAAAGCAUUGGCAGCUUGCAAAGAAGUAUGGUUUAUGACACAACAAUCUCUCCCAGUUUGAUCAUGGAGCUUGUUAAAGCAUAAAAUGAACCUAACAAUCAACCAAGAAAUUGCAGAUGUGUGUGUUAUAGAUUAUGAAUAACUGUUAUGGUUACAAAAAGGAUAUUCAGUUCUUGGAUUGCACAUACCUGAUCAUCAUCUAAUGUCUCAAUGAGCUUUCAAAGUAUUUUGGAUGAAUCUACACUGGCUUUAGCCCAGCUGCCUUUUACGGCACACAAGCAAUUCAAGGAUCCUGCCAGGUUCCCAAUUACCACACCUGGGUCGGGUGUGGCAAUUAUAUUUUAUGAUCUGGAUCAUGAAUAUCAGUCUGCCUGGGCAAAUUGGAGUUUGCAAGUUCAACGUCAAGAGAGAUUCCUUAUCGAGUGUUGCAAGGAUAUAAAAGCUGUUGGGACAAUAACAAAUGGCAUUAUGGGGUGCCGAUUAUGGAGCGUGGAGCGUUGUGGCCCAGU